AAAAAUUUCAAUCUCAUCUUCGUCCUCACUCCUCUUCACAUCAACCACAUGUUUCUUCAUCUAUUGCCCUCAAAUACAUGAUUUUCACUACUUACUCUCUCUCUAGAUUUUUCUAUCUCAACUAUGGAGAAGCUCUGUUUUACAAACUCUGUUUCUGUCUUUAUGACUAUGGUAGUUAUUGUUCUUCUUCCACGUCACACUCUUUCUGCUACUCGUCCCGAGAAGUUCUACGUCAACUGUGGGUCAGACUCUAAUGUCAUUUACGGUGGUCGGACCUUCGUCGGAGAUAUGAUCUCCGGUGGUAACUCCGUUUCCUUCAACAGUAAAGGAAGUGAAGCCAGCAACCAAUCUGGACCAGGAAUCUACGGGACGGUAAGGAUAUUCAGACGCCCUUCUUCUUACAAGUUCCAACUCGACUCUGUUGGUCUACACUUUGUGCGUCUCCAUGUCUCUUCUCGGACAGAGCUUUUAACUUCUCGUUUCACCGUCUCUGCUACUUCUGGUUCCACUCAUCACUUCAAAAGUUUCUCGUUUCAGAACUUCAACGAGACUCCACGAGUUGAGGAGUUUCUCCUGAUGAUUAACUCGCCGAAACUCGAACUCCGAUUCGUGCCUGAAAGUUCCUAUGUAGCUCUUGUCAACGCCAUUGAAGUGUUCUCCGCUAGUAACGACCUUGAGAUUACACCUGAAUCCGACAAGAAUCUGCAUACGAUCUACAGGUUAAACAUAGGAGGCGAUAAAGUCACACCGGACAACGACACCUUGGGACGUACUUGGUCCCUAGACGAUGAGUUUCUCUACCAGAAAGAGCCAGCGAGAGACAUUAGAACAGCACAAAAGCCUAAUUACGAUUCGGGGUCGGUCACGGAUCUCACAGCUCCUGAUUUUGUCUACCAGACAGCUAAAGCAAUCAACCGUAGCUCCAGUGAGAUGGUGGAUAUGUUGAUGAACAUCACUUGGUCUUUUAAGGUGAAAAGUAAAACAAAGCACUUCAUACGGGCGCACUUUUGUGAUAUCUUGAAUGCUUUACAAAGCCCUGACUCCGAUUUCUAUCUCUAUGUGAACGGGUAUUUGAAAAUAGAUGUAAAGCCUUCAGAGCUAAAUAGGCAGGUCACUCCGUUUUAUAAAGAUGUUGUGGAUAUCUCUGAUGAGUCUGGACUCUUUAAUAUUAGCGUUGGUACUAAGGAGCCUCGUAAGGUUGCUGGUUUUCUGAAUGGUCUGGAAGUGAUGGAGUUUCUGAAGGUAUCUGGUUCUGAUUCUUCAGAGAAAAGUAGUUUCCGGGUUUACAUCAUUGCUGGUUGUGGUGCUGCUGGAUCAAUCCUGGUCUUGAGUUUGUUGUUUGUUGUUUUCUUGAAACGAAGGAGAUCAAAGAAGAAGAAGAAGCCAGAGGAUGAGGCCACUGUCUGGUCUCCUUUGGCACUGCACAGAGGUGGGAGUUCUGACAAUACACCUUUUGAUCCAAUCCAUAAUUCGCCAUUUCGCACCAGUAGACCUUUCGAUCCGGUCCACAAUUCGCCAUUACGCAACCUAAACUUAGGCUUGAAGAUUCCCUUCACAGACAUUCGGAGAGCCACCAACAACUUCGAUCCUCAGUGGUUGAUCGGGAAAGGCGGUUUCGGAGAUGUUUACAAAGCCAUUCUUCCUGAUGGAAGCAGAGCAGCUAUAAAGAGAGCAAAGACAGGUUCAGGACAAGGGAUACUAGAGUUUCAAACAGAGAUUCAAGUCUUAUCAAGAAUCCGGCACAAACACCUUGUUUCUCUAAAGGGUUACUGCGACGAAAACUCGGAGAUGAUCCUUGUCUACGAGUAUAUGGAGAAGGGCACGCUUAAGGAGCAUCUCUACGGCUCGGGUUUGCCGUCAUUGACAUGGAAACAGAGACUAGAGAUAUGCAUUGGAGCAGCCAGAGGAUUGCAUUAUCUCCACAGUGGCUCAGAGGGAAUCAUUCACAGAGAUGUCAAAUCCACAAACAUACUACUAGACGAUAACAACGUGGCCAAAGUUGCGGAUUUCGGGCUCUCGAAACUCGCGGCUCGUGAUCAAGAUCCGAUCAAUAUCAGCAUGAACAUCAAAGGAACGUUCGGGUACCUAGACCCUGAGUAUCUACAGACACAUAUCUUCACGGAGAAAUCAGAUGUGUACGCGUUCGGAGUUGUUCUCCUCGAGGUAUUGUGCGCGAGACCAGCUCUCGCGCACGAUCUUCCGCACGAGGAAGUGAACCUUGCGGAAUGGGCAAUGUUCUGCUUGUCAAAAGGGAUAGUGGAUGAGAUCUUAGAUACAAAGCUUGUAGGCCAAAUCGAGUCUAGUUCUUUGAGGAAGUUCAUGGAGAUCGUCGAGAAGUGUGUAAGGGAUUGCGGCGAAGAGAGGCCGAGCAUGGGGGAUGUGAUAUGGGAUCUUGAAUAUGUUCUACAGCUUCAUAUGACGCCCGUUCAAAGAGAAGCUCAUGAAGAUAGCACCGUGAUGACUAUCUCAGGCGGUGGAGGUGGAAACUCGUUGGUUGUUCCGAGGUUGAUGGUGAGUGAUUCGUUUAGCGCAAACUCGUUUGUCCAGAAUAAGAGCAGCUAUGGAGAUUCAUCGGAGACGGAGGUUUUCUCUCAGUUGAAGAUCUCUGAAGCAAGAUAA
This is a messenger RNA of Eruca vesicaria subsp. sativa (arugula), 2619 nucleotides long. Lineage: Eukaryota; Viridiplantae; Streptophyta; Magnoliopsida; Brassicales; Brassicaceae. The record is from the annotation of a GenBank genome assembly.